UCGGGAAUACCGGGGUGAUGGGGGUGGCGGUAGCAGGGCUAGACACCCCCCGAAGAGAUGGGGAUGUGGGGUGUCAGGGUGAUCGUGGGGCGGGGCCGGGGCCAGGCACCCUCACACCGCUGGUGUGGGGAUCCCAGGGCUGCACAGCCCCCAGGGGGAGGGAUGAUGGGAUUGGCUUGGGGGCCCUCGGGCUGGGCAGCCCCUGGGGAGUUGUUUGAUUUAGGGAUAAGUGGAGGGGGUCCUGGCGCUGCACAGCCCCUGGGGUGGUGGGGAUGAGGUGGUGCCAGGGAUGGGCACCCCUGAGGCAAUGGGGCUGCACCUGAGGUCCUGGGGCUGGGCACACCGGGGGUGUCGGGGCUGGAUGGGGAGUCAAGGGCUUGGGGACCUCUGACAGAGCAGCUGGAGGCAUGCACAGAGGGAAACAGAAGGCAUGGGAAGAGCUUUGGGGCUGGGUUCAGCCAGGAACCCCGUGUGAGAGCUGCAGGACAUUGCAAGAGCCAGGCCUGGGGGUGAUGUCAUCUCAGAGUGGAGAAGCCUGUCCAGCAUGCCAAGACCUCCCACGUGCACAGCACUUCACCUCUGGGAGCCAAGAGGGGUUGGGAUGGCUCAGCCCAGUCGCUGUGUCCCAGGAUGGAGCAUCCCUGACACAUCGGAUCUCGGCAUCCAUUGUAGCAACAGAAAGGACCAGAAAGCGCUGGGAGGUUGUUAUGGAAACAGCCACAAAUUGGAUCAGUACUUGGUGCAGGGAGCAGUUUGUGUGACUGAUGUGGGAGCAGGUGGGUGUGACAGGCACAGCGGUGUGGGGGGCCCGUGGUGGCACCCCGCUGCCCAGGCUGUGUCCCUGUUCUGGGCUGGACUGUGGCAGUACCUCAGCUCACAGGGACCCAGGCAUGGGGUCCCACCCCCCUCACGCAGCCUCUGCACUCCCCAGGGAGGUGAAGGAUGGGCGAGUUGGGGGUGGUUGGCAGAAAUUCCACCCAGAAAAUACUUUCAGCUGCUUCCCCAAACCCCGGCUGAGCCCAGCACAUGGUGUCGGGGGGGCAGCGGCCCCUGCGCAAACAGCCCCACUGUUGGUCGUGGGGCUGCGAUCCGACAGCGUGGGCACUGCUCUGCUCCCUGGCCUGGAGAGCCACGCACGGUUCCCAUCACUGCGAGCCACUCAUCACCCUUGUGCGGGGCAGCCCCGGACCCCGCAUCCUCCUCGAGCCCCGUGGGCACUCAUGGCUGCCGGCGCUGUCCUGGCCACACGGCUCCUGGGAGCCCAGACAGCCCCGCGUGGCUCGUCCGGGACACCGGCACACUAUGCUGGGCCAAGGGGCAGGAGGGUGCCUGUGGCCGAGCGGGGACGUGCCGGUGCCACGGCCCCGUCCGGCCCGAGCGCGGGAGCGGCUCCGCUCCGCGUUCCUCUUCUGGCACAGAACCCAGCUAUGAAGAAGACAUAAACAUUUGCUAAGUGGCCGAGCUGGUUCUUUUCGGGCCAAGAGGCCAUAUUAGAGCUCACAUCAUCAAGGCAGAUGAGCUCACUGGAGAACAACGACUUGGGGCCGGGCCAGGGCUGGGGAGCGGGGCCAGGGCUCCCAGCCCCGAGCUGGCACCAUGACCAGUCGCUCCUGGGGCAGUCCCGGAUCCCGAGAGGGGCCAUGUCCCGGCAGAGCCACCGGCAAGGCAGAGCUGCGACACCGAGCCCCACAACACUUUCUGGUGCCCCGCUGAAGGUGACCCCCAAGCUGCCCCCCGAGGCCUGGCAGGGAUCUGCGUGCAGGGCUGGAGCUGACAUGACACCUUCGUGCCACCCCCAGUUCCCUCCAGGCUCCACAUUCCUGGGAUUCCUUCCGAGCACCGAACAUCUUUCCUUGCUCUGUGCGCUGGUAACUGCGCCGGGGCCUGAUCGUCCUGCGCAAAGAGGGCACCCCGCUGCCGGGGUGCCAGGGUUGCAGGAUGCGGCCACCUGGUCUGUUCCAGCCCGGCAGUGUGAGAAUUCUCAGAGAGUGUGUGUGGGGUCAGGCAGAGGGGACAGGAGUGCCCCAGCCCUGAUCACCCCACAACCUGCGCCCACAUCCCCGGAGGUUCCUGUGAAUGCCCCCCAAACAGCAGUGCCAGACAGCAGCGCGGAGCCGGGCUCCCACCAUGUGCCGCGCCACCACCACUAUACCUGUCAUUUACCAGCCACACGUGGGGUGCGAGGGGUGGCACUGGCACCUCCCCCAGGUGACACCGGAUCCCCCAGCCCCUCUCAGGGCACCUUCCUCCCGCUGGGGUCUCUGGGGAGGCUCCCUGUCCCAGCCUGGGAGGGUGAGGAGGAAGAAGAGGGACACAUCUAGUCCCUGGGCUGGGCACGGGCACUUCCGGGGAGCAGAGGGCACCGCGCCCGUCCCGGGGCUCUCCCACCGCCGCUGUGUCCUGCGAGCCCUGUCGGUGCCUUGGCGCGCACAGGAGCCGAGCCGAGCCGUGCCAGCCCUGGAGCUGCUGCUGCCGGCACCCAGCUGCGGUGACAGCCACAUGUCGCGCACCCACCCCUCCCUGCCCUCGUCCUGCCAGGCCCUCCCGGGGCGGGGCAGGAGUCCCACCGGCA
Catharus ustulatus (Swainson's thrush) is the source of this 2572-nucleotide messenger RNA. RefSeq lists its product as uncharacterized. Lineage: Eukaryota; Metazoa; Chordata; Aves; Passeriformes; Turdidae. Bases 545 to 1453 code for a protein of 302 amino acids. The transcript has 2 exons. The record is from RefSeq and is a predicted model, not a curated record.